Messenger RNA from Cucurbita pepo subsp. pepo (vegetable marrow), 2335 nucleotides. Its product is annotated as FT-interacting protein 3-like. The record is from RefSeq and is a predicted model, not a curated record. NCBI's taxonomy places the organism in Eukaryota, Viridiplantae, Streptophyta, Magnoliopsida, Cucurbitales, Cucurbitaceae.
UGAAGCUUUUUCAUCAAUGGGGAAGAAGAAUCAGCCAACCCCACAUAAACCACACGAAGAUUUCAAGCUUAAAGAAACCUCCCCCAAUAUCAAUGGCGGAAAAUCCUCUGUUCGUAUCAGUACUACGUUCGAUCUCGUCGAACAGAUGCUGUUUCUUUAUGUCAAAGUCGAAAGAGCUAGAGAUUUAACGCCGCCUUGUGACCCUUUUGUCGAAAUCAAGCUUGGAAACUACAGAGGAUCCACGAAAACCUUAGAGAAAUCAGAAAACCCAGAAUGGGGUUCUGUUUUUGCGUUUGCUAAAGAUCGAAUUCAGACCACCGAUGUUGAGAUCUCUCUGUUUAACAAGUCCGCCGCCGACGCUGAGGUCGGCAGUAUUGUUUUGAGUAUCUCCGACGUUCCUAUGAGGGUACCGCCGGACAGUCAAUUGGCGUCACAGUGGUAUAAACUUGAGAAGCGGAACGGCGGUGACGGUCGAGUCAGGGGAGAGUUGAUGCUCUCUGUUUGGAUGGGGACUCAAGCCGACAGCCAUUACUCAAUUGCGUGGCACUCCGAUGCGGCCGCCGCCACCGGUGACGGUGUCGUCAACACUCAAUCAAAAGUUUAUCAGUCGCCGAGGCUUUGGUACUUGAGAUUGAACAUAAUCGAAGCUCAAGAUUUAGUCAUUAAAGACAAGAACAGAAAACCAGAGGUUUUGAUCGAAGCAAAACUUGGGAUUAUUCAGAUGAUAAGCAGAAUAUCAGAGAGUAAAAACUUGAAUCCGACAUGGAAUCAAGACAUGUUGCUUGUAGCUGCAGAGCCAUUUGAGAAGAAUUUAGAGCUACGUGUUGUUGAUAAGAUUAAUCCAAAUGAAAUUCAUGUUCUUGGUGUUUGUCAAAUUCCUCUCGACAAAAUUGAGGUAAGAAACAACAGCUCGCCGGUGGAGAACAAAUGGUACAAUCUCAAGAAGCCCGACGGCGACAAGGCAGAGGCGGCUGAAACAGAGGAGGUGAAGUUUGCAAGCAAAUUACACUUAAGGGUGUCUUUAGAUGGAGGCUACCAUGUUCUUCAUGAGCCGAUUCACUACGCGAGUGAUCUCCGAGCAACGUCGAAGUCGUUAUGGCCGUCGCGCAUCGGUGUCUUAGAGCUCGGGAUCUUAAGUGCUUCAGGGUUGUCGCCGAUGAAGCCGAAAGAGAAUCGAACCGAUGCAUUUUGUGUUGCGAAAUACGGACCAAAAUGGGUGAGGACUAGGACAGUUACUAAUACCUCAGCUCCAAAAUGGAAUGAGCAGUACAUUUUUGAGGUAUAUGAUCCAUGUACUGUUCUAACCAUUGGUGUGUUUGAUAAUGGCUAUCUUCAAGGAGAGGAUAAAGGGAAGGAUAGUCGAAUCGGGAAGGUUCGGAUUCGAUUAUCGACGCUCGAAACCGAUCGGAUCUAUACACAUUCAUACCCUCUUGUGGCAUUGCAGGCUAGUGGUGUGAAGAAGAUGGGUGAAAUUCAGCUGGCAGUGAGGUUCUCUUGCUUGUCUUUGAUCAACACGUUGCAGAUUUACGCACAAGCUUUGCUGCCUGAAAUGCAUUACACUCUCCCUUUAUCCAUUUACCAAAUGGAUCACUUAAGAGACCAAAGCUUAAACCUUCUUUCAGACCGACUAACCCGAGCCGAGCCAAAGCUAAGGAGGGAGGUCAUCUACUACAUGCUCGAUGCAGAUUCACACAUAUGGAGCAUAAGGAAAUCCAAAGCUAACUUCAACCGAAUCGCAGCGCUUUUCGACUGGUUGAUUUUGUUCUGCAAAUGGUUCGGUUGCGUUCGAAGCUGGACGAAUCCUACCAUGACAAUAGCAGUACAUAUAAUGUUUACACUCGUUGUGUUCUUCCCUGAACUAAUCUUCCCCACGGUGUUAUUCUACUGUUUCGUGCUUGGCAUGUGGCGAUACCGAGUUAGGCCAAGGCAUCCGCCACACAUGGACACCGAGCUCUCGUAUGCUUAUGCAGUGACGGGCGAUGACUUGGAGGAGGAAUUUGAUACGUUCCCGAGCUCGGCGAACGGAGGAGUGCUGAAAAGACGAUAUGAUAAGCUUAGGCAUAUCGGGGGGAGAAUGCAGGUGCUGAUGGGGGACAUAGCAACGCAAGGGGAGAGGGUGGAAGGGCUGCUAAGCUGGAGGGAUCCAAGGGCGACUGCGCUGUUUAUGAUGGUUUGCCUUGUUGGGGCUGUGGGGAUGUAUGUUGUUCCUUUUAAGAUUCUUGUGCUUUCAUUGGGGUUUUAUGUUAUGAGACACCCAAGAUUUAGGAUUGCUUUGCCUUGUUUUCCUCAAAACUUUCUUAGGAGAAUGCCUGCUAGAACUGAUUCUUUGCUUUGA